Messenger RNA from Mytilinidion resinicola, 1323 nucleotides. RefSeq lists its product as uncharacterized. The record is from RefSeq and is a predicted model, not a curated record. Gene Ontology annotation, cellular component: nucleus. Gene Ontology annotation, molecular function: protein binding. The coding region runs from base 1 to 1323 and encodes 440 amino acids. Lineage: Eukaryota; Fungi; Ascomycota; Dothideomycetes; Mytilinidiales; Mytilinidiaceae. The transcript is spliced from 2 exons.
AUGGCUUUGAAAUCAUUCCCAGACGACCAGAACAUCUUAGCUUUUCGAAAGAAAUUGGCCCUAGAAGUAUCCUCAUACUUGCAUUCCAAAAAUAUAGACGUAAAUGAGUUCGGCAAAGAGGACUACCCGGACCGCGGACUCGUUCGUAGAGAGCUUUACCCAUGGAAUGAUCACGAGCCCGAUCGAUACUCUCCUACCAGCAUAGAUUUUCUAAAUCAUGAGAUGAGUAAGGUCGCCCCUAAGUUAGAAGUUCUCGCAGUAAAGCUUCCUGUUCUUUCUAUUCCGAAAACAUCACUCAAAGGGGACAAAUCUCCAGAUGCUUCGACCGAGUUUGACCAGCAGCUUGGCAUCUUUGCUAAAGAAGAUAUAUCUCCCGGCGAGAUAAUUCUCAAUGAAAAGUCGAUGGUAACCGGAAUUACGCGGCUGCAUGAUUCCUUUUGCGACGCUUGUAGCAUCAAGUUACCAAAGAUCACGACAACCGCGCUAGAUUCAGAUAACACUUCCAAUCCCGAGCAAUCGAUAUGCUGCGAGGAAUGCGACGACGUAUUCUUUUGCAGCCAGGAGUGUCACGAUCUGGCCCAAGAGUCCUAUCAUCCCGCAGUUUGUGGCGCCGUAGUGGAUAUCAUCUCCAAAAAUGUCCCUCCUACCGAAGCGGCAGAUUUUCUUUACUCUUUGCUUCUACUACGUGUCCUCUCCAUGGCAGAGACACAGGAUAUACACCCCCUCGAUGUAAAAGAGAUCAAGUACAUAUGGGGAGACUACCACGGACUACCACUUAACCGACUGUACCAAAUUGGCACAGACGAAAAGCCACUCGAUAAUUUUGGAGGCGUUCCUCAGACUCUUCCAUUCUCAUUUGAAAUGAACGUACAAACGCCCCUUCACCUCCUAGAAAAGAUGGACGUCAACAUUUUCACUCAGAGUCCGCGAUACGACACUUGGGUAUUCAACACCCUGUAUGCGAAGUUCCGAGGGACCGCAUCUGCUCGACAGGGUCUAGAUGGAAAGCCGGAAACUGGUGCAGUCCACCCUAUGUGGUGUCUCGCCAACCACAGCUGCGAUCCAAAUGUAGCGUGGGAGUGGGAGGGUAGUAUCAAGUUUUGGACAAAAGAGAAACGAGUGGGUUGGAAGGGGAAAGAGGCACGAACAGUGACUGGCAUCAAAAAGGGUGAAGAACUGCUUAGUCAUUACUGUGACAUCCGAUUGCCGGUCAAGGAGAGGCGAGAGUGGGCUGCUGGUGCCCUCGGCGGCGACUGUCGCUGUGAGAGAUGCGUAUGGGAAGCCGGCGAGCCUCGCGAUGGGGAUGAGGAAAGCCGUUCGUGA